Molecule: messenger RNA, 1924 nt
Organism: Mya arenaria
Lineage: Eukaryota; Metazoa; Mollusca; Bivalvia; Myida; Myidae
Product: fibulin-1-like
Exons: 10
Coding region: 1-987 (328 amino acids)
Molecular function (GO): calcium ion binding
Source: RefSeq, a predicted model, not a curated record
AUGAAUGCGAAGGUUUGGCUGUUUUACUGGAUUGGUAUUGGUAUUAUAUGCUUGCGGUGCCCAAACGGCGGAACAAGUAGAGCCCCAGAUCAGUGCAGUUGUCGUCCGGGAUUUUCCGGAACAAAGUGUUCAGAUAUUGACGAAUGUAGUUCCGGCACAGCGAGAUGUAGCCACACAUGUACCAACACACAAGGCUCAUUCACAUGCUCCUGCAGAAGCGGCUAUAGCUUAGGGAGCGACCGCAGAACAUGUUAUGACCUUGACGAGUGUAGUGCCGCCACGCCAAAAUGUAACCACACAUGUACCAACACACAAGGUUCAUUCAGGUGCUUGUGUAAGAGCGGUUUUACCCUAGCGAGCGACGGCAGAACAUGUUCUGAUGAUGAUGAAUGCAAUGACCAAACCCACUUGUGUGACCACAAUUGUACGAACGAGGAAGGGGCGUUUAGCUGCUCAUGUAGAACAGGAUACGUGUUGGACACUAAUAAUCGCACUUGUUCAGAUGUCGAUGAAUGCAGUGCUUCAUCAAAGAAAUGUAAUCACAUUUGUACCACCCUGAAAGGGACAUACACAUGCUCGUGUGAUGAUGAUGAAUGCAAUGACCAAACCCACUUGUGUGACCACAAUUGUACAAACGAAGAAGGGGCGUAUAGCUGCUCAUGUAGAACAGGAUACUUGUUGGACACUAAUAAUCGCACUUGUUCAGAGACGACAAUUCCAGCCAAUAUGACUUUGAUAGUUUCUCUUGCUACAGCUGGGACAAUAUUUGCUGUUAGCGUGGCUGUCGUUUUGGUUCUUGCAAUGAGGAGAUACCGCUUAAAUGCUGAGACAAGGAGCGACGAUGGUGUUUCUCAUGCUAACACAGAAACUGUUAACCUCGAACGUCUCGGGGAGACCUGCGAAAACACUGAACACUACUAUUCUGUAAUGGGCGAAGCAGAGUACUGUUAUGCUUCGGGGACAUGCCAAGACGAUCGGAAAGUAUAACAGUGCAGUAUAACAGUGCACACCAUGGACAAUCAUAUGUAGAUCAACACUAAUCGCAUGUGAGAUACCCAUCAGCGACACAUUAGAGGCGGUGUAAGCCCUCUGCAUUAGUUUAAUCAAUUCUUUUAGCUCGAUUGUGAAGACAGCGGUAAACUGAUAUGAAUCACUCUUCAGUCCAUUUCCUGGAAAGAAAUGAGUACCGAUGUAUUUUGAAGAGGCUGCGAGGGAGUAUCCCGCAAGAGUUUGAGCCCGUCCAUCUUGUGUGAGGCAAAAACCUAUACCAAAAGACAAUUUUAAUGCGAUUUGCAUUCUUCAAGCGCGGAACUUUCAUUCCAUUAACAUUUCUACAAUCAGAAAGUUAUACUACUUCUUUGUUAUUUACUUGUUUUAAUAAAGACUCGAUUAAUAUAUAAAUAAACUGUUUCCAUAUGACAUAAUAAAUGUUUCAUUUGUCCCUUUAAAGCGGCUGACUUAAAGAUGCACUCUUACUCCUAAAUAAGAUUUUACACAUUUAAUACAAUUGUUUUAAUAUAUCCGAAACGAUGAACAAAUGUCGAAAACAAUGGUUCUUAUUAGGGAUGCUUAGUUUAAUUUAAAAGAAAUGUGCAGAAAAUAGGGUGUUUCUACAUUAUGAGACCAUAGUAAAUCACAGUUAAUCUCUUAGCAUUCACCAAUCAUUAUAAAUAUUUGCGUUUUUAGCUAUUAAAUACACAGUUAUAAUAUUGUUAAUAGUAAUUAAAAUGUUCCAUAAAUGCAGUAUUUAGUAAGUAGUUGAGGGUGUAUCACUCAAAACUUAUGUUUGUUUCACAUGUGUAUGUAUUGAUUUUGAAUAAGAGUGUCACUUUAAUUGGUUAACUUAUUUUAUACACUUUCUAAUCAACACGUUUACAUGUAUUUGAAAGAUUCGAAUUGACAUCUAAUUUUCCAUUACUUCCAU